AUGGAUAUGACCUCAAACUUUUGUGAUUCAAAUCUGAUGCCGAAUUUUCCUUUUCCAGAUACAUUAUCAACAGCACAAUUAUCAUCACCGUCAAAUGAACCAGAUGUUGAUUGGACAGUGUUUGAAAAUGCUGAUCGUUAUCUUCUUCGAGAUGAUAAUGCAUGGAUAGCUCGCCUUGGUAAAGAAUUCUGGUGGAAUUUGGAGCGUAUGACAGAAAUGAUUGUAACUGAACAUACAACAAAUACCUUACAACAACAAGUUACAACUGGACAAUUGGCACAUACUAUGUAUAAUCGUCUUAACAAUACCAGUAAUAAUCCAAAAAAUAUUGUCAAUUUUAAUGCUAGUCAUGCACAACCAUCAUCUGCUUCCUAUACUAAUGGGGGGCAACCGCCUAUUUCUUCAUCACAGCAACAAGUAUCAUCGACAUCUCAACAAGUAGGGAAUUUAAAUGCCCUUCACUAUCAGCAACCGACACCACAAUUACAGCCUCCGUCCAGUGCUCAUUAUAACAAUCAACAUCAUUUUAAUAGUCAACAAUUGCCUAAUGCAACACAAUACAAUGGAGAUGGAAGUAAAACAAAUUUUCCACAACAAGCCCUAAUGAACAAUAAUAAUUUUAUGCCUAGAAAAAUUGUAGGUCAACGAAAUCAGUCUUCCAAUAACAGUAGUAUGAAUAGUAAUGCAACACCGAUCAAUAAUAAUAAUUAUCCUUCAUCUAAUUUAUUUAAUUCUGAUAUGAAUCAAUCAUCGAAUGGUACAGCCAUCUCACCACCACCACCAUUACAUUCAGGUUCCUCAUCGUCUUCAUCGUCGACAAUAUCGGCUUAUUCAGCGAUCACCAGACCUAAUGGUAGUAUAUCAGCUGUAUUUUCCAAUAAUACCAUUCCAGAUAAAAUGUUUAACGGUAAUAUAACCAACAAUAACAGUCUAUUUCAAGCAUUUGCUUCAACAUUCAAUGAUCAAUUACCAAUGGAUGGUUUUAGUUUUAAUCCAUUUAAAUCAAAUAUAUCAUUCGAUAAUAAUACAUGGCAACAACAACAACCAAUAACAAAUUGGCAAUAA
Messenger RNA from Didymodactylos carnosus, 1065 nucleotides. Lineage: Eukaryota; Metazoa; Rotifera; Eurotatoria; Philodinida; Philodinidae. The record is from the annotation of a GenBank genome assembly.